Phalacrocorax carbo (great cormorant) is the source of this 973-nucleotide messenger RNA. NCBI's taxonomy places the organism in Eukaryota, Metazoa, Chordata, Aves, Suliformes, Phalacrocoracidae. The record is from RefSeq and is a predicted model, not a curated record.
CCUCGCCGCCGCCGGCCCACGCGUGGGGCGCCCCUCCCCGCCCCCCGGGGGGCGCCGCUCCCCGCCUCCGCCCGGCCCCGCGCGCGGGCGGGGGGCGGCGGGCGCUUCCCCUGCGCGGCGCGGCGGGGCCGCGGCCGGGGGAAGGCGGCUCCCGCCGGGCCCAGCGCGGCGGCGGAUGGCGGGGGGGCCGCGCCCGGCGGGGGCCGGCGGGGGCGCCCGCUGAGCGGCGGCGGCGGCGGCGGCGAUGGCGGGGGGCCCGGCGCGGCGGGGCGCGCCCGCGGGGCCAUGAGGGCGGGCUCCGGCCAUGGCCCAUGGCAGCGCGGCGGUCAUGCUGAAGUGCGUGGUGGUGGGGGAUGGCGCCGUGGGCAAGACGUGCCUGCUGAUGAGCUACGCCAACGACGCCUUCCCCGAGGAGUACGUGCCCACCGUCUUCGACCACUACGCAGUCAGCGUUACCGUCGGGGGCAAGCAGUACCUGCUGGGGCUGUACGACACCGCCGGCCAGGAAGACUAUGAUCGUCUGAGACCUUUAUCUUAUCCUAUGACCGAUGUCUUCCUUAUCUGCUUCUCAGUGGUAAACCCUGCUUCAUUUCAAAAUGUGAAGGAAGAGUGGGUACCGGAGUUGAAGGAAUAUGCACCUAAUGUUCCCUUUUUACUAGUAGGAACACAGAUUGAUCUUCGUGAUGACCCAAAAACUCUGGCAAGACUGAAUGAUAUGAAGGAGAAGCCCAUAUCUGUGGAGCAAGGACAGAAGUUAGCAAAAGAGGAGCCUACUGCUAUGUGGAGUGUUCAGCUUUAACACAGAAAGGACUGAAGACUGUUUUUGAUGAAGCUAUUAUAGCCAUUCUCGCUCCAAAGAAACACACAGUGAAGAAGAGAAUAGGCUCAAGAUGCAUAAACUGCUGUUUGAUCACAUGAGAUAUAUUUGACAAUGGCCAGGCUUACUGUGAAAUUCUACUGAAUUUAAAUACAA